Impatiens glandulifera is the source of this 1138-nucleotide messenger RNA. RefSeq lists its product as uncharacterized. The transcript has a single exon. The record is from RefSeq and is a predicted model, not a curated record. Gene Ontology annotation, molecular function: protein heterodimerization activity. The coding region runs from base 29 to 946 and encodes 305 amino acids. NCBI's taxonomy places the organism in Eukaryota, Viridiplantae, Streptophyta, Magnoliopsida, Ericales, Balsaminaceae. Gene Ontology annotation, cellular component: transcription factor TFIID complex.
AGGGCAGUCUUCAGUUCUUGAUCUUAAGAUGAAAGAUAACAAUAAAAUAUUGAAGAUCAAACUUCCGGAAACAAGUAAUUCGAAUUUCACAAAGAUGGUAAUGAGAGCUGCGGUGGCUAGGAUUUCUCAAUCAGUUGGGUUUCGUGGCUGCAGUCAAUCUGUGUUGGAUAUUUUUACAAGCGUCGCAAGCAAGUAUCUUGGAGCCCUAGCCCAGUCUGCCGCCAAAUCCGCCGCAUUAUCUGAUCAGUCAUCGUCGCCAACAUGUAACCUUCUAGACAUCUUGUAUGCCCUAGAGGACCUCAACUCUAACCGUGGUUUUACAGGCGCAUCUGAUAUCACUCGACCAAUCCUAAACUCCUCAUUAUUAACUGAUCUAAUCAGGUUUUCAACAUCCAUACAAAUAAAUAAGUCUAUUAAGCCAAUUGUCAUCCUUCAUGAACAACAACAGCAACAACAGCAGCAGCAGAAGCAGUCCAGUGAUUGUGGUUUGAACAUUACAGAAAACAUGAAAAGAUAUUCUCAUAUCCCGGAUUGGCUUCCACCGAUUCCAGACAUGAAGUUAUUAUGUGAUGAUGAUAACAAGAGCAGGGCAAGGGAUGAUGUUUUAUUUGGACAGAUAACAACAACAACAGAAGAAUUGUUAUGCAGUGGAUUUGGGAAUACUAAGCUGGAGGCAACGAAAUUACCAAACAAGAGAGAAAAUGUUAGAUUUAAGAUGGGUGGGAAAUGUGUGAAAAGGUUGAGACCACCAUUGAAUAUCAUGGGCAUCAAUGGGGUUAGUUGUUUUAAUAGUAGUAAAGUGAGUGAACCCGGUAAUGGUGUAGUUGACUUGAAGAGUGGAGUUUGCAACCAAAAUCUGCUGGAGAAGAAGAAGAAGGAGGAGGAGCCAAACAAUUUGCAAGCCAUUCAUCAUCUUCAAUUCAACACGACCAAAUUUGUUCAAUAGUCUUUGACAAUUAGAUUAUAUUUAGUUUAUAGUAUAUCUUUUGGUUAGUCUCAAGUCUCAACAAUGGCCAACUCAAUUGUGUUGUUAAUCUCACAAAUUUUGAUAUGAGUAAUCCUCUGAAAUCAUUGAGAUUCUUGUUAUGUUUAUCAAAAUAACACCAAAAAGGCUCAAUGGGUAUGUUUGAUUUCUCUA